Stylophora pistillata is the source of this 3268-nucleotide messenger RNA. Its product is annotated as integrin beta-1. Gene Ontology annotation, molecular function: integrin binding. The record is from RefSeq and is a predicted model, not a curated record. Lineage: Eukaryota; Metazoa; Cnidaria; Anthozoa; Scleractinia; Pocilloporidae. Gene Ontology annotation, cellular component: integrin complex; cell surface; focal adhesion. Gene Ontology annotation, biological process: cell adhesion mediated by integrin; cell migration; integrin-mediated signaling pathway.
ACUUCCUUGGUGGAAGAACUAUAAGUUUUGAAGGAUUUUGAACAAUUAUUGAGCUUUUGGUUGGUUUUCGUAGUAUCGUUUGAAGCGACAUUAAGGACAGGAUAAGUGCCAUUUGAACUGAAAUGGAAGAAAGAUCUCGAUUUAUUUUAUAUUUCGUCUUAUUUACAAUCAUAGUUGGUCAUGUAUGUAGUCAAGGUGCAGAUAAUUGUAGAAGCAGAACAACUUGUCGAGAGUGUAUAGGGGUGGCCAAGUGUGCCUGGUGCUCUCAAGAGAAUUUUGGGAAAUCCCGCUGUGAUUUGGAAGAUGAGUUGGUGAACUCUGGUUGUCCUGUGAGUAAUAUUUCUAAUCCAAGGAGCAACUUCAAUCCUGAUGAGGACAGUGAUGUUGGACCAAAAGUACAAGUUCAACCCCAGAGAAUCAAACUGAAUUUACGAUCAGGAGUGGCAUCUACCGUGAGACUGACCGUGAGACCAGCAGAAAACUACCCUGUAGAUUUGUACUAUCUUAUGGACAUGUCAAACUCAAUGAAAGAUGACUUGGGAAAACUGACGGCUUUGGCCACAAAAAUAGCUGAUAGUAUGAAUAACAUCACAGAAAAUUCAUAUCUGGGCUUUGGUUCUUUUGUGGACAAGACUGUCAGUCCAUUUAUCAGAGUUGAGACAAAGCUUCCAUGUAGAACUUCAGACAAAGAGACCUGUGUGCCCACAUAUGGCUACAGACACGUUCUCUCGCUUGUUGCUGAUGCCCCACAAUUUGCAAAAAAAAUUAAGGAGCAGGUCAUUUCUGGUAAUCUUGAUGCUCCUGAAGGGGGGUUUGAUGCCUUGAUGCAAGUAGCAGCUUGUGAGAAGGAAAUUGGUUGGGGUGCCAAUGGUACAUCUCGCCGUCUGGUUGUCUUUGUUUCGGAUGCACCAUUUCAUAUUGCUGGGGAUGGAAAGCUUGGUGGUAUUGUGACUCCAAAUGAUGGAAAAUGCCAUUUGAAAAAAGAUGUUCAGGGAGGCUAUGACUUCUACUCAAAGUCUAAUGAAAUGGAUUAUCCUUCUCUGGCCCAGCUUCAUGACAGACUCCAGCAGAGCAAUAUUAUCCCAAUAUUUGCAGUUGUUAAGGAGGUCUCCAGCUUGUACCAGAGUGUGGCAUCCAUGUGGAGUGACUUGGGAGCUGUGAGUGGAGAGCUAGCGGGUGACUCUGGAAACAUUGUAGACCUGAUCGCCAGAAAAUAUGAGGAAAUUGUAUCAUCCGUGAGCUUGGUCUUUAAUGCUCCAGAGAAAGUGUCAGUUACUGUCAAAGCUAAUUGUGGGCCUAAUGCAGUCAAUGACCAAACCCGGAGGUGUUCAAAUGUGAAAAUUGGAGAAAAGGUUUAUUUUGAUGUGUCAGUGACAUUACAACAAUGCCCUGAGGCAGGAGCUGCUCAGCAGAACAGCUUCACAAUUCGUGUGCCAGGAUUCGGAGCUGUAGAACUUGACCUGAGUUAUAUCUGUGAGUGCAACUGUGGAAAGCCAGAUAUGGCGGAGGAAAACAGCACUAAGUGUACCGAAGGAAACGGAACGUUUGCCUGUGGACAAUGUGACUGUAACAAAGGGAGGUAUGGAGAAAUCUGUCAGUGCGAUACGCCAUUUGACAAAUCAAAGGAUCAGUCUAAAUGUAAAAGCUCUAACUCUACAGACGAACUGCCAUGUAGUGGAAACGGCGAGUGCGCCUGUGGAAAGUGUGUUUGCAAAACGGAACAGGGAAAGAGGUUUUAUGGGGACCUGUGCCAGUGUAAUGACUUCUCCUGUCCUGAAGAUAAAGGCCAAUUGUGUGGAGGUCCUGAUCGUGGAGUUUGUCGUUGCCGUAAAUGCCAGUGUAAACCAAAGUAUCAUGGCACUAACUGUGAUAAAAAGAACUGUACAUAUUUUCCUCCAGAAACCCAAUGCAAAAAAGAUGCAGAUUCGGCGAUAUGUGGAGGUGCUGAGAGAGGCGACUGCAUGCCAGACGACGAAAACUGCUACAAAUGUGUUUGUAAGAGUGCUUAUGAUGGAACCUAUUGUGAAAAGUGUCCGAACUGUGAAGACGGCAUGUGUAGCCGCAAUGAAGACUGUGCUCUGUGUUCAACAUUUGAAGGCCAGUCCUUGGACCAGUGUAAACAAAGUAAAAGGUGUGAAGCUAAUGUUCUGGAAGUUCAGGUGGUGGAUGACAUCAAAACAAAAACAGAUGAAAAUUUGUAUCGCUGUGAGGGAGAAGUUGACGGAUGCACAUAUUACUUUACUACACAAACAGAGGAAAACAGCGAACGAUUUGUACUUUUUGUUCAAAAAGAGAAAGUGAGUUGUCCCGAGGAAGCACCCAUCUUACCCAUUGUGUUGGGUGUUGUUGGUGGAAUAUUACUCCUGGGUCUUAUUAUCUUAAUUGUUGUCAAAGCCUUCGUUACCAUGGUGGACCGCAUUGAAUAUCAAAAGUUUGAACGAGAACGUAUGCACUCGAGAUGGACCAAGGAAAAAAAUCCCUUGUAUCAAGCUGCGAAGACUACAUUUGAGAAUCCAACUUAUGCAGGUGGAAGGCAGUGACAUGAUGCUAACGAAUCUACCAAUCUGAUCUGGGUCUUAAGUAUUCGAUUUCAUGAAUAAGUGUUUCCAAGGUUAUAGGUAAAAUUUUUCGCGAUAUUUAAGAAACGCAGUCAUAAAAAUACAGCUUGAUCUCACAAAGCUAAAGAUUUCACAACGUCAGCCGGUUCUCUUGCUCACGGCAGUCGCCGCACCCAUGAAAUGUUAUGGACUGUUUUGUGAAUCGGAGAGCAGAACUUGUUGCUAAAAUAAUACUAUUCAAAGGACAUUUGACUGAACGGUGCGCAAAUUUACCAUCUUUUAGCUGAACGGGAUACGUUUGAGACCAUUUAUAUAUAUUUUAGGAAGUUAGUGUUAGUUUGAAUCACUUUUUAAAAAUGUUUGGCAGUAAAGAGGAUGUCUGCCAGACUGCAGUGCAGUGUAAGAUUAACAUGGUUUGCCACCCUACUUGAUUAAUACUGGAAAUGGAAAAUGUCAUUAUUAUUUUAUAACGGCAAGCGUCAAUUCAUCUAUUCAGCAAGACUCGCGAAUUUGUCUUUCGAGAUAUUUAGUGUUGGUAAAUUUUUCGGAUCAUGUCAGGUAAAGCUGUGAGCCCAUGGCGAUUUUGCGACCCUAACCAAUCCCAAAAUUGAAAUUAAAGUGGAAUUCGUUUGCUCGUAUCAUUAAAUUGUAAAGUAUUUUUUGUAUUUUUAUAGUUAUUAUGUGGAAUAAAUUUCAGGGUCUUUAUUAUG